Messenger RNA from Ilyonectria robusta, 165 nucleotides. RefSeq lists its product as uncharacterized. NCBI's taxonomy places the organism in Eukaryota, Fungi, Ascomycota, Sordariomycetes, Hypocreales, Nectriaceae. The transcript has a single exon. The record is from RefSeq and is a predicted model, not a curated record. The coding region runs from base 1 to 165 and encodes 54 amino acids.
AUGUGCGACUUCACGAAAAACUACUAUAUUUACACGUCCUGCAUGGAUUCCGGGACUUACUUCUGCAAGACCUCUACUGAUGGAAACCGAAAACAAUCUUGCCCCAAAGGCCCUCAUGAGCGCUACAUCAUGAUUCCUGAGAAUUGCCCGCUGUGCUGUGGCUGA